This is a messenger RNA of Sinocyclocheilus anshuiensis, 2759 nucleotides long. RefSeq lists its product as uncharacterized. The transcript has 4 exons. Bases 901 to 2619 code for a protein of 572 amino acids. The record is from RefSeq and is a predicted model, not a curated record. Lineage: Eukaryota; Metazoa; Chordata; Actinopteri; Cypriniformes; Cyprinidae.
AAAAAGUUCCAUAGAAGAAAGAACGUCUCUUCCAAACAGGUUUGUAACAUAAUGGUGAGUAAAUGAUGACAAAAUUCUCAUUUUUAGGGGUGAACUAUCCCAUUUUUCACUAUGGACAUAUUUGGCACUAGUUUAAUUUGUCAAUUAACAAUUGUCCAACAGAGAACAUGCAUACAUCACAGCAGAAUUCUUUCCUUUUAAAUGAACUAUCCCUUUAAAAAUGAAUCUAAUUUCAAAUAUAAAUGCUAUAUGUGGGUAUAGAAUAUUCCAUUUUCUUUGGCGUCAUAAAUUAAGCAUGCACAGUUAAAAUGAAUAUGUAUCUGCUGCUAUGAAUCGUCAUAUUUCCUGUCCUCUGGACCUCGUUCCAUUAUGUUGAAUGCCCCCAUAGAUAUGUAAAAACAACCUUUUGUCUGAGAGCUGAAAAGUGAAGGCAAUUUGUCUGUGGCAACCAGCAGAGCUCUCAGACAGGAGAAUGUGUUAAUGAGGAUCCGAGAUUAAAGAGAUCAAUGAAAGGCCCAUUAAGUGCUUAAACGGUGCGCUAACACUUAACAAGCGCAGUUUUUGACAAUGCUUAAAGAGAGCACACAGCCCAAACCAGUUGACUUCUAGUCAGGGUACAUAACCUGUGCAAAGCCUUUUGCUUCUCUGUGCACAUCAUUUCAAAGUGGAUUCUUAUUGAGCAACAGAAGGUAAGUUGGGCUUUCAUAUAGAAAGAUUUAAUUUGGUUACCAUCAGGUUUUAGAGAUCUAAAUCUUGUUUUAAUGCAGUGUUGGAGUAGUUCUGCUCCUUUAGUUUUUGUGGUACAUGAUUGCAAACCAAAAUGUUGAAAAGCUAUUUUGACAUUCUUUGACAAUUUAGAAAAGUUACUCAAUCUGACGUUGAAUAUGAUCUCUCUCUGUCAUGCUUAUAUUUUGUCCUCGUUCUAUUUCCAAAGCUAUGCGUCCAUCCAGUAUUUUGACCUUUGAACCGGGGUUGGAGUCUGGAGUGCCAUGGGGCCUUGAUCUUUUUACUUUUGUGACUUCAGCAGCUGGUCACAUGAUGAGGACUUUGCAAAGACCACGUAAAAACAAGCCAUCAAAACGACAAGUCAAUCAUCGCAGGUUUCUGCACAACAUGAUACAGAGAAAAUUUGCUGAAAUAGAGGCAGCGAACCAUCAGCUGGCGUCUGCUUUAUUUGCAACUGAUAAACCCCCCGAUCAUCUAACUCCCAGACUAUCUCACAUUGUAACAGAAGUCACAGACCAGUCACCCAAACUUUCAAAAAAAGGUAUUGAAACUUUUAUAAAUGCUGACAUAACCGAAGCGCUUCCUGAACAACAAGAGGAUGUGUGUGACCUCUGGACAUUGGACAGUCUUUUGGACACCCAUGUGGAUGAUAAAAGUUUCUCACCGUGCAAGUUCUCCAACAGUAGAGGAAGAAAUCCGAGAACUGAGAAAGAUGGCAAAGCUUUGAAAAACAACCCUGCAAGCUCAAUGGAGAAGGACAUCGACUUCAGCUUCAGCUUCGAAAGGCAGCCAGCAUCUACUGAUUUAGAAAGCUUGACUCAAAUGAACGACAGAGUCCUAGAGGACAGCAUGUCCUCCUGGUUUGGGUCCAUUGAAAGAACAAGAACAUAUUCGAAACCACAUCUCACCAAGUACCAUGACGUGAAGUUGCUCCCCACAGACGUUGAUGUUCAAGACCUGUCACCUCCUUCUCCGGUGAUUUCACUCUUGUCUUUGGAUUCAUGUGAUUUGGAGGUUCAGAUGCUCAUAGAUGCAGAGCGCAAUGUGAACCAAGUGCAAGAUGCCACCAUCGUAGAGAGUCUCCAAAUGGAUAUGGUGGAUGACCUUGACCUCCUGGAUAAAAUGGCUGAGUGGAUGGAUCGCAGUGAAGAGGAUGGACGAUGUUUACAGGAAACAUGUGCGUUUCCAAGCUCUCUGGAUUCAGAUCUAGAGAACCUAACAGGUUCUGGUGGUGGGGCCACCAACUCCAUGUCCAAUUUGGGCCAAACGGGUCGUUCAUUUUUUGCUAAUGUUCUCUGUAGUCAAGAGCCACAUAGACGUAGUUUCCAUCAUGAUCAAAUAAACUAUGCUAUGAACCACAAUAUCAUUCUAGAAGACCGGUUUGGUCAGGUUGAACCUUGCAUGAAGACGAAUGGAAAGGAGGAUUGUUAUUUAGAUACAGAUUUUUCUGUCAUGGAUGGUAAUGUUUCAAGCAACCACAUGUUCCCAGGAUUUGAGAGACAGUUGGACCAAUCCAAAAGGAUUCUUCAUGACGACUGGGAACAACAACCUCUAAAAAGUCCAGAUCAGAUUAUGAUGCAAGAAACUGAUAUCAGAAAUGUUGACAAAAACAUUGUGCAGGUUGAGAAUCUCAACCAGACUUUAUCAGGCCCCCAAUGCCCGAUAACAUGCUGCCUUGAAGGCUUUUGUUAUCAUAAAGAAGACUCGUGUUUUUACACAAAAUUCAGAGGCAGUCACAACUUUGAGGGCGUGGCUAGAUCUUUCCCAGCCACACUGCAUAAGCUCCACCCCACUCCAAUUCCGACUCCACCUCUAGAUGAUGAUUGGUUGUUUAGUAAUAUUGUGGCAGAGGAAGAGGUAAAUAGCAUGAAUAAUACAUUUGGAAAGUACUGAUCAGUCAAUGGACAGUAAUUGUUGUUUUCAUGAAUUUCAUUGUACCUGGGGAUGUUUGAUUUUUACACUUUUGUGAUUUUAUGAUCAUUUCUGUUAAAUGUUCUUGUCUGUGGUGUGAAAAAUGUAAUAUUUUUUGUAAU